AUGGGUUCACAACUUGGGCCGGGCAAGCUGAGCGAGGCGCAGUGGGCUGUGGUCCUGCGCAACUGUGCAGUUUUCUACGGCUGGGUCAUUGACCCGCGCACAAAGAACGUCACGAGGGCACCGAAGCCAGCCUUCAAACUGCGGUCCAAGGUGGGUCAGCAGCCGGUGGCCCAGAUUCCUGACUUUGUACCGGCACCGGCUGGAGCCAAGAAGAAGGAGGAGGAGGAGGAGGCGACAGGUCUCACCGUCUCAACUCCCGUCUCUGGAGACGACACAAUGUCUUCUGAUAAGAAAGAGGUCAACCCUACGGACGUCGAACCAGCCUCAAGUACGUCUGUCAAGCCCAUCGUGCCCAAAUCCGAAGACGGUAUCCCCAACUUCCGCGUCAACGACGACUCUCGCAUCGAGGUCACUGCUCACGCCGACGAGCUGUCGGUGGCCAUGGCCCGCAGCGACUUCAGCUCCGAGUCGACCGAGGCCACUUUCAGUGCUGGUGGCUUUGGCGUGUCGGUCGGAGUUAGCGUGGGCUACGCCUCGAGCAAGUCGAGCACGUCCAAGAGCCUCAACUCGAGCAGCAUCCAGACCAUCGUGGCUCGCUACAUGUUUCCCCGCUGCGAUCUGCUGAUGUGGCCCGACGAGAUGGAGCCGACUGCUGAGCUGGCCGAGCUGCUGGAGACGAUCCGCCGAACUAAGAACAUUAAGGCACUGCGCAGGCUACAUGCCGAGUACGGCAACCUGUUUUGCCAGCGCGUGACCCUGGGUGGGCGGCUGCUGUCGACCAAGACGGUACAGACAACCGAGGCUUCCAAGCUGGAGGAGGAGAAGCAGUCAUUCAAGACGUCUGUGGGCGUCACGGUCUCUGGCGGGUUCGGCGGCUUCAGUGCCAGUUCCAGCAUGAAGCAUGAGAAAGAGCAGGGCAGCACCACUUCCAAUCAGUCGACAGCCAAAUCGCAGAGCGAAGCGGUUGUCUUUGAGGCAGUGGGUGGAGAAACCAUAUUGGCAGCCGAGCCCAAGGCUUGGAGCCCGACUGUUGCUGACCACGAACUCUGGCGUAUCAUCAACCGCGAUGGGUUAAGCCCUCUGGUCGAGAUCCUGUCCGGUAUGCCCGGCUACGAAGCAGUACAGUCGUGGUUUGUCCAAGCAGUACCGGCUCUCAGCCGUUAUAUGAUGCUCAACGAAGCACACGAGUGCAAAGCCCGGCUUCGUGUCAUGGCCCCGACCAACAGCAUGAUGCUUCGCAACGAAGGCGGCAGCGCGUCCUUUUACCUGGGCCACGAUCCGGCGGGCACCAUCACGCCUCGGCUGAAUCACGUCUCCACGGUCGAAGGGAACUUCUGGUAUCGCGUGGAUAUGACGGAGGACAUUCCAAUUUUCAACCCGGCGACAUACCGCGCCCCGGCCAUCUUCGGGUACGAAAACUACAACGUUGGGGGUGCCAAGUACGGCUCCGAGUACAGCACGGAGUUUGUCAAGACGGCAUGGGAUAUUGUCGCGCCCUUUGACGAGGAGGUGAGUCAUUGCCCGGCAAAAACCCCACAGGACGCGCCCAAUCCCAACCCCAGCCACAUGGUCGUCUUCCGCAACGCGCAGGGCGAGUUCGUCCCCGGCAUGUCCGACUCGGACGAAUACCAGUACUGGCGCAUCGUGACCUCGCCCACUCCUGGCUCGGCCACUUCAUGGCAGCCGAGGCACAUCAAGCCCGGCGACAGCGUGCGCCUGUGCUGGGACUUCCGCGACCAGACUACCGGCUGGCGCGACUUCACCCAGGACGUGUUCGGCCGUCGGCAGCCCUCGGCGCCCGCAGACUUCCCACAGGGCGGGGGGCCACUAUUCCUCAAGGUCCCCUGGCCGCGCUUCGAGGUCGCUGGCAAGCCCACGGCGCUGAUCAUGUCCCCGGACACGGCGGAGCUGACGUCCAAGCCCGUGACUGUGACGGCCAGUGGCGGGACCACGGCCUAUAGGUAUGCCCUCCAGGAUCUGCAUCUGCGCAUUGACCCGGUGGGUAAUGAUGGCAGAGGUGAUGCCGAUGAUUACCUGUUGAGCAAGGUGACCCAAGAAGGCGUAAACACGAGUUUCAGCGUGAGGGUGACGGGAUAUCCACUGCAAAUGAGGUACAACAUCUUUUGGUUUGGGAUAUACUGA
Messenger RNA from Microdochium trichocladiopsis, 2142 nucleotides. RefSeq lists its product as uncharacterized. Bases 1 to 2142 code for a protein of 713 amino acids. The record is from RefSeq and is a predicted model, not a curated record. Lineage: Eukaryota; Fungi; Ascomycota; Sordariomycetes; Xylariales; Microdochiaceae. The transcript has 3 exons.